Vombatus ursinus (common wombat) is the source of this 6061-nucleotide messenger RNA. It is a transcript of the gene LZTS1, whose product is annotated as leucine zipper tumor suppressor 1. The transcript is spliced from 4 exons. Gene Ontology annotation, biological process: regulation of dendrite morphogenesis; regulation of synaptic plasticity. The coding region runs from base 275 to 2098 and encodes 607 amino acids. The record is from RefSeq and is a predicted model, not a curated record. NCBI's taxonomy places the organism in Eukaryota, Metazoa, Chordata, Mammalia, Diprotodontia, Vombatidae. Gene Ontology annotation, cellular component: dendritic spine.
AGCCAAGUUGCCUGUAGGAGCUCCGUGCCUGGGAAAGCUUCCCUCAGAACUGGCUCGCUGGCUGUGCCCGAGUAGAGAGAGGCUGAGCUAGAGAAGACACCGAAAGUUUUUCUGCUCCUUACUCCAGGGGUCAAACGGGACCAGCGGACGGAUACCAUCAGGUCUGAGGCUUUUGCUAUGACCGAAGCCUUCCCACAGAGCCAGGACGUGCCCCUGCAGCCAAAUCAGCAUCAGGUUCCCUUCCUGCCCUCCCGGCCUUUGGCCCCACAUCACCAUGGGCAGCGUCAGCAGCCUCAUCUCAGGCCACAGCUUCCAGGGCAAGCACUGCCGGGCCUCACAGUACAAGCUUCGUAAGUCCUCCCAUCUAAAGAAACUCAACAGGUAUUCAGAUGGGCUGCUGAGAUUUGGCUUCUCCCAGGACUCGGGUCAUGGCAAAUCAAGUUCUAAAAUCGGCAAGAGCGAGGAUUUCUUCUACAUCAAGGUCAGUCAGAAGGCCCGGGGCACCCACCGGACAGACUACACCUCGUUGUCCAGCGGGGAGAUGGGAGGCCAGACUGGGAUGGACUUUGGCACACCCCCAAAGCUUAUGCCUUUCUCCAAUCAGCUGGAACUGGGCUCAGAAAAAAGCAUUGCAAGGCCGACAGCAUUCAAGCCUGUGUUGCCGAGGUCAGGGGCCAUUCUCCACUCUUCCCCCCCAGAAAAUGCCAGCCACCAACUGCACCCGACUCCUCUGGAUAAAGCCAAGGAUCAGGAGCUGAAACCCACCCUGUGCUCAGGGGCACUGUCUGACUCAGGUCGGAACUCUAUGUCCAGCCUCCCCACUCACAGCACCAGCAGCAGCUACCAGCUGGACCCCCUGGUCACCCCCGUGGGGCCCAUCAAUCGCUUUGGGGGCUCCGCCCACAACAUCACCCAGGGUGCCAUGCUCCAGGACAGCAACAUGAUGAGCCUGAAGGCCUUGUCCUUUUCUGAUGGAGGCAACAAGAUUGGCAACCCGAGCAAAGCAGACAAGGCUGCCUGCAUCCGCUCGCCCCUCUCCACGGAUGAGUGUACCAUCCAGGAGCUGGAGCAGAAGCUGCUGGAGAGAGAGGGGGAGCUGCAAAAGCUUCAGUGCAGCCUGGAGGAGAAGGAGCUGGCCUCCAGCCAGGCCUAUGAGGAGAAGCAGCGGCGCUGCCAGGAGGAGCUGGACGGACUGAAGCAGAAAUGCAGCAACAAGCUGAGGCAGGCCUCCCAGAAGAGCCAGCGGAGCCAGCAGGCUCUGCAGCUCCAGGUAUUCCAGCUGCAGCAGGAGAAGAAGCAGCUGCGGGGAGAACUGGAGAACCUCAUGAAGGAGCAAGACCUGCUGGAGACCAAGCUGAGGUCCUACGAGAAGGAGAAGACCAACUUUGCCCCUGCCCUGGAGGAGACCCAGUGGGAGGUGUGCCAGAAGUCAGGUGAGAUCUCCCUCCUGAAGCAGCAGCUGAAGGAGUCCCAGACAGAGGUCAAUGCCAAGGCCAGCGAGAUCCUCAGCCUUAAGGCACAGCUGAAGGACACUCGGGGGAAGCUUGAAGGGAUGGAGCUGAAGACCCAAGACCUGGAAAGCGCCUUACGGACCAAGAGCCUCGAGCUGGAGGUGUGUGAGAAUGAGCUGCAGCGCAAAAAGAACGAGGCGGAGCUGCUGCGGGAGAAGGUUAAUCUGCUGGAGCAGGAACUCCUGGAGCUCCGGACUGAGGCUGUUCUUCUCCGCCAGGAGCGCGGCCGCAGGGGCGAGGCGGAGUGGGAUGGCGCCUGCCCAGGGGCCACUGGCCCAGAGGACAUCCCUGCCUUGCAGAGGGAGCUGGAGAGGCUUCGGGCGGAAUUGAAGGAAGAGCGGCAGGGCCACGACCAGAUGUCCUCCGGCUUCCAACACGAGCGGCUGGUGUGGAGGGAGGAGAAAGAGAAAGUGAUCCAUUAUCAGAAGCAGCUGCAGCAGAGCUACCUGGCCAUGUACCAACGUAAUCAGAGGUUGGAGAAGGCCCUGCAGCAGUUGUCGAGGGGGGAGGGGGGUGCCGAACCCUUGGAGAUUGACAUCCAGGGCGCUGAUGUCCCCUAUGAGGAUAUCAUUGCCACUGAGAUCUGAGGACCCCGGGGUAGGGAGGGGUGGGGAGGCAGAAAAGCUGGACCCAUCCAAGAAAACAUAUCCCUUGCCAUUGCUCAGUUGGGCUAUACUGGGAGAAGCCUUUUCUUCUACACUGUUGGCCAAGUUAUUCCCAUCUCUCCCAUCCCUCUCCCCCAGCUACCAGAGGUAGAAUGUAACUUGCCGAGAAAAGACACGUGAGACUUGAUGCUAUGGUCAAACCCUCACCAAGGUGUCUGUAUCAGUCUGUGUUGAGCUGGUCAUCAUGCCCCUGACAGCCAUCCCAGGAGUAUUAUAGCCAUCCCAACCUCCCCUCUACCUUUAAGGACACCCAGAAUUCUCCUCUUGCCCUGAAAAGAUUUUUUUUUUCUCAUGAAGACACUAAUUUGCCUUGGGAUGGAGAAAAGCCAUUACUGACCAGGAGCCUUGGAACCACACCCUUGCUAGGGAGAAACUUUUUCGGAUAUCCUGAAUUGUUUCUCAUUUAUCAAGAAUAAGUUUCCUCAAUGGUUCCAGAAUUCUUUGAAGUCCAGCAGAUCCUCCUCUUGCCCCCAGAAGAAGACUCAAUAGAAAGAAUGGCUCCAAGAAUGCCAGGGAUAAAGUUGGGAGAGGCCUCAGAGUUUAGGCAAACCUAAGAUGAAAGAGGAAGGUGAUUCAAUCACAGGGAACAGUGAUAGGAAUGGCCAGUCUAUGGCAACACUAAAGCCAGGGGCUCACUCAUGCCAACUCUAGCUCAACUUCCCUGGCCAGGAUGCUACCUGGCCAGAGAAGGUUGUUCUCUCUCCAAAGAUGGCUGCUAAGCUUUGACUUCAGUGACCAGUCUCCCCAAAGCUAUGGAAACCAAGGGACUGGACUUCAGAGAGGAAAAACAAAUUUCAGAGUUUAGUGUCUUCCCAGGGUAUUCUGAAGCAGGGAUUUGUACUGCUUUUCCACCGUCCCAAAAACAGCUACCAAUUUUUUCCAGACAGACCAGGGGAGUGGAUUUCCCUGCUGAUUCCAAGCUAGAAACCUGCUGCCUUUGACCAUUCUUCCAACCAAAGUUGGAAGUAGUCCCUUAGUGUCUAGAAUCAUUGAUGAUCACCACCAUUUCCCAUGUAACUGCUGGGGUUUUUUUCUUGACUCUUCAUCCCCGGCCUUAUUCAUUCUCCCACACCCAACCCAGCCCAAUUGUUGGGUGGUAUCUUUAGUGCCAAUUCUUAACAAGUUUCAGUACCACGCCCAAAAUACCAUUGGGCCAGUGAUACUGGAGCUGAAGAUGGAAGACAACCUCACAUCCACCACUCCUGAGUCCGUCAAAUAAACCCACAAACACUCCACCGAUCCUCCCUCCACCUCACAGAAACAUGGAUACCAAAAAGUCAGGCCAGCAGGAUUGGCCAGAAUCCAAGAGACCUGGAAAUCAGAAGACUUGGGCUCUGACCUGGCACUGCUGCUAACUAGCUGUGUAUCCUUGGAAAAAUUAUUUCCCUUCUCCUGGACUUCAAUUUUCUCUUCUGUAAAAUGAAAGGAGUGGAAUAGGUGAUUGUGAAGUUUCUUCCCAGAUUUAAAAAUCUGUGAGCUGUUUCUUCCCCCACUCCCACCCCUUCAGUUUCUAGGACAUUGAAUUGCUUGGUUUGGGAGUUGUUAAAGGAUAUUUUCCCCCUCUCAGAAGCAAACAGCAGACCUAGCAGGCAGCAGCCGGCUGUUCCCCAGUCUAUUUUUGCCUCUAGCUGCAGAUGCUGUACUUGCAACAGCCAUCUCCCUCCAAAUCUCGGAACUGUAUACCCAGCACUUCCCAGGGAGACGUUUCCUAGGGAAGCGAUGGGGAGGUAGCAAUUGAGGUUCUGGAAAUUUUAAGGGUAGGCAGUUCUCCCUACUCCCUCAUUUCCUCUACAUUGACCUGCUUCUUCCAGAGAAACGCCUCCUGCCUCUUCCCUCACUCAUAGUUUCCUCCUUGCUCAAUCCAAGUUCCAGGAUGAAAGAUUAGAAGCCUAGUUCCCCAUGGUCUGUCCAGGGAGUCCCCAACAUUCCUUUGAGUCCCUAGUGUCAGGUAUCAUAAAUCAAAGCAGGUGGGUUAGGGCUGUGAGUGAAUAACCUGCUAGGAGAGGAAAAAAAUCACCUUCCCCAAGCCCACACACAAUAUGACCCUUGACAUAGAAGAAUUUGCUCAGGAGCUCAGUUCUUGCCGAGCUUUAUAAUCAUGGCUGGUUUGGGACUCAAUUUGAACCUAGAAUUCCAAAACCAAAUAUCCUUCCUUUGCCAUAAGGGCAGGACUCUGAGGGAUACCCAAGUCCCAAGCAGCUAGUAAAAGACCUCACCUUCCCAAUCCCAAACCCUUUCAAGCCAGUUUGUGCCUUGUAUGAUUCCAAAUCUUCCCACUCAAUCUUAUAGCAAAAACAAAAACAAACAAAAAAUUGGGUAGAAAGAGAGAACCAACAUUUCUUCUUUGAAUUGAUGCCUAUCCAGGAGAAAAUAACUCCCAAAACACAAAGGGUUCUUUGUGAAAGGCCUCAUCCAAUCAAUUAAUAAAUAUUAAUUAGCACCUACUUGCCAGGCACCGUGCUAGGCCCUGAGGGUACAAAUACAAAUAAGAGAGGGAUGCUUCAGCCUUAGGAAAGGUUUCUCUGAACCCAAAGACCAAGACUUUAACAAACUCUCAACAAAUAAGAGAGCUCUCCCAAUCUCCCCCACAGCCAUACUCCAGGCUAUACCAGGGAUUUGGGCCUUUGAUUAGAGGGAGGCCCUAACUGGAUGGCCUUUGAAGCCUUUAGCUCCAACAUCCUUAGGUACAAAGAUGCCUUUCCCUGAGGGCAUGGCCCAGUGCUAAGGUCUAUACCCUUUGUCAUGACAGGAGUACUGCUGCUUUCUGUAACAUAGCUAGGUCAGGUGGACUUGAUUUCCCUUUUCUUGGCACUGGAUGAAAAGUCCUUGGUGUCCUUGGACUGUAUCAACCUGGGCACCUCUAAAAUAAGGAGAACAGAUGAAGGUGGGCAAGCAUCCCAUCCUUUGGGAAGUCAAGGAUGGGUGGGGGCAAGAGGGUUAACUGUUCUGGUUCCUUUUACCAUGUGAAAUGUCCACCCUGUGGCCCUUCCCUUUGGCAAAAUUCUUGUUCCUCUUAUCCCCUGACUGCUUGCUUGUUUCCCAAACCAUCCCCUGUGCUCCCAGAGGAAUGAGGAUGGCUGGCCAGAGAAUAAAUGCUUAUCUGCAAAGCCAUAACCCAGAAAGCCCAUCUUCUGACCAAGAGGGGAACUUUGCCUGUAUGCUUUGGAAACUGACCCCUGCAGACUCUGUCUUCACUGCAAUGACUGGAUGCCUUUCCCGAAUGUCUUACCCUCUCCCUUGUGAGCUGCAGCUAUGGGCACCUGACUCCAACCGAUCGUAAACAUAUAGGUUGAAUUUGAAAUAUGCUGUUUCAGGAGGCUGCCUCUGCUCCAAGAUCCAGGGGUUGGCAACUAGAAGGCCAGCCCCAGCUGCAGAGGAAGAAGUAUCUAAGUGAACGUCUAGGAUAAAGGCCCAAUAAGCCAGGACCAUUCCCUCCUUAAAGUUCUCUCCAGGAGCCUGGUGAGACAACAGGCAGGAAGAAUUGGAACUGUCCCUAGAGGAGGCACUUGGGUGCAGAAUCUCCUGCCUGCCCAACAGCUAUAAUCUGAGCCAGUGCCCCAGAGCUGUGUGGGCAGUGCCCGUGGGGAACCCUGAAGCCUUUGCAUCUGCCCUGGCAGCAGCCGCUCCUGCCUGCUGCUAUCACUGCAGGCUGUGCAGGGGACCUCCCCAGGAGGACAUUCCCCCUCCCCGAUCCCCACUUCCAGCUUCUGGAGGCCCAUGUUUUGUUGGACAUGUAAAUAGACUUUUGUUCCCUUUGUCGUUUUUUUUUUUUUUUUUUUUUUUGGUUUGGGGCAACUCUUUUAUUCUAUUUUUCAUGUCUUCUUCCAGUCAUGUAAAUGGUUCCUUGUAAUUUUAUGUUUUAAUUUAUAAAUAAAGAAUGCCAUA